CGUUCAUCCCCAUCCUCCGCACUCACGAAAUUUUGUUUGCUUUCUACUUCCCCCAACUCCGUCUCUGUAUCAUCCCCGGAUCUGAAUCCGCCAUAGAUUAUUAGAUCGGGAGAGAUCCUGCAUCAAUUGAUCUCUCACCUUCAUUCUUCGGCCGUUCCGUUUACCGGUUGAACGAGCGGAGCAGACGAGCGCAUCCGAGCUCCGAGACAGAAGAGGAAUAUGAACGUCCACGGCGGCGGAGGCGGCAGAGGAGUGGUGGAGUGCAGCGUUUGUCACUCCAAGUUGGGAAUCUCGCCCCACUCCAAGGCCGUGUCCAAGGCCUACGAUCGGCACCGGACUGACGUGUCCUUGAAAUCUCGCGCCUUCAACGUCUUUUUGGUCGGCGGAGAUUGCAUCCUGGUCGGCUUGCAGCCUAUACUGGUAUACAUGUCAAAAGUGGAUGGAAAGUUUAAGUUUAGUCCCAUUAGUGUUAAUUUUUUGACCGAGAUCGCUAAAGUUAUCUUUGCAUUGGUGAUGCUCUGUAUACAGAGUAGGCAUCGGAAAGCUGGGGAAAAGUAUUUUCUCUCUCCUUCUACAUUUAUCCAGGCAGCAAAAAACAAUUGUCUCCUGGCUGUUCCAGCUCUAUUCUAUGCUAUUAACAACUACCUGAAGUUCAUCAUGCAGCUGUAUUUUAACCCCGCAACAGUGAAGAUGCUGAGUAACCUGAAGGUUUUGGUCAUAGCACUUUUAUUAAAGAUAAUCAUGAAAAGACGCUUUUCCAUACUUCAGUGGGAAGCUCUUGCACUUUUGCUUAUAGGUAUUAGUGUGAAUCAACUGCGGUCUCUGCCAGAAGGAUCUACAGCUAUCGGGCUUCCUGUGGCAACAGGAGCCUAUCUAUACACACUAAUUUUUGUUACUGUUCCAUCCAUGGCUUCAGUUUACAAUGAGUAUGCUUUGAAGAGCCAAUAUGAUACGAGCAUUUAUCUUCAGAACUUAUUUUUAUAUGGUUAUGGUGCAAUCUUCAAUUUUCUUGGAUUACUGAUAUCUGCCCUUUUUAAAGGACCUGAAAGCUUGGAUAUUUUACAAGGGCACUCAAGAGCAACUAUAUUUUUGAUAUGCAACAAUGCUGCACAGGGGAUCUUGUCUUCUUUUUUCUUCAAAUAUGCUGAUACAAUCCUGAAGAAGUAUUCUUCGACUGUUGCCACAAUUUUCACCGGAAUAGCAUCUGCUGUUCUGUUUGGCCAUACACUGACUAUGAAUUUCAUUUUAGGAAUCUCUAUUGUUUUCAUCUCAAUGCAUCAGUUCUUUUCGCCCUUGUCAAAGGUCAAGGAUGAGCCACAAAAUGGUACUUUGGAAAUCAUAGAUACUAAGUUCAGGUCAAAGGAUUCAUCAUUUUUAGAUAUGACUGCUGGAGCCCAUGAAGAUGCAAGCCAUCGUGUUGCCCUCGAUGACAGAGAACCACUUCUUCCUAGAUAAAAACUAUCUAUAGGUAAAUCUAUCAUUGGACUCGGCACAUUCUUUGGCUUGUCAAAUGUCGAUAUGGACAGACAGUACAGAUGUUGGACCAUUUUAUAGUACAUGUAAUAAUGAUAUGAUGAUAAAUGUCAAUUGUGUGUUACAAUUCCUCCCAAUUCGGUAGCGCAUGCGGCGUGAGAGGGCGGGCGGGCAGCAUUACAAUUUUGAAGCAUGGUAUAGGGGAGGAUAUUUGUGUAUUUAUUGCUUCUUUGGCGUAGAAAAAUUACAGAAACUCUUUCAGAUCGGUUUCCAUUUACUACAUUCUGUAUUUGUCUUCAUUCUUUCCUCGUUUUUUUAUCCGUUUCAAAAUUAUCAUUCUCCUUUUCAAGAAAAAUAUGUGAUUAGUAUUUGUCCUCUUUUAUGCAUUGAU
This is a messenger RNA of Cuscuta campestris, 1864 nucleotides long. NCBI's taxonomy places the organism in Eukaryota, Viridiplantae, Streptophyta, Magnoliopsida, Solanales, Convolvulaceae. The record is from the annotation of a GenBank genome assembly.